CUUCCAAUUCGAUCGUUCUACAGUGAACAGCUCCCAAAAACCAAAAAAGUGUUUUCAAAAUAAAAUAGAUUGAACCAGAAAAUAGGAAUCAAAAAGUUUAGGAAACAGUUUAUAGUAAAAAAUAAAUCUAGUUAAAUUUUUAGAUAGUAAAUCUAUUUUUUCAAAAUGUUGCUAGGCAAGCUAUUGUGGAUUACUGGAAUCUUGGCCAUUCUCUACGGAGCCGGCACUCAGGCUCAUCCAGUUUUCUCCGCUGAGAAGCACGGCUCCCGUAUUGCCAUUUCGCUGAUCGAGGCCAAAAAGCCAAUAGGACAUAUCGAGGAAGGAUUCUGUGUUCAGCCGAAAGCAGAACACUAUAAGAAAAUCAAGGUUAACGAUUUAUUGAACUGUGCCACAGAGAAGAAAUCUUGGACCAUGUCUCACCUCAAGGGACUCAAGGCCAUCGAGGGCAUGAUCUUGCGAAAGGAUUUGCCAGCUCUGAUGAGCCUGAAGCGUUCAAUUCAGCGUCGUAUUCCACGCAAGACCUACCACAAGUACCACAGGAACUAAGGAUUUAAAGUGUUCGGCAAAAGUGGCGGCUGUUAAAGGAACACAAGGACACACGACAGCAAAUAGAGACAUCCAUAAAUCCAUCCCUCGCACCUGAUUCUGAUCCUGGCAAUCCUUCUUAUAUAUUUCUCUAUGUUAAAUGUGUUCAAUGAAAAAGAGAAACAAAAAGACACGCAACUAUUAUAUUAGUUACAUUAUAUUUGUUAAUAAACUUACAAAAAAACACCACCAAA
Molecule: messenger RNA, 779 nt
Organism: Drosophila serrata
Lineage: Eukaryota; Metazoa; Arthropoda; Insecta; Diptera; Drosophilidae
Source: RefSeq, a predicted model, not a curated record